UCAAGUAUUUUAAUAAUACUAUAUUAUCUGCGAGUACCCUGUACACUUGUUAUAUACUUUUAAGAUUCAAACUAGGGCCUACACUACAAGUGCACAUUCAAUACAAGUAAUGUCCUUAUUUUUCACAAGGAAAACUUAUACUGGAACAACAGUGUGGGCUGUGAGAUGAGAACAGAGACACUUUGAGCUUUAACCACUAACCAUCGACCAACUGCUGACUGACGAGAAAACAUCUUUAGCUUGUGAGAGACGAAGACAAACUGAACCACAGUGAUCUGAACUGAAGACAGCGACUGUAACACAUUUCAGUUUCAUUCAGCAACAUGAACGGUGAAAAUCAGACCUUGAUGGAUGAGCACAGUGUUUAUUACAGUGAUUAUCCUAAUAAUUAUACUACUGAUUAUUAUGACAUUGAUGUCCCUAAUGAAACUCAAUGUGAUUCUUCAGAUAUCAGAAUGAGUAUCUUCCUCAUCGCUAGUGUUUGUGUCGGUCUGCCAGCUCUGGUUUGGGCUUUUCCUCUUCUGCACCUUCACAGAAAGAUCAGAGGCCGAAUCUCAGUCUUCAUCCUCCUCCUCCUCCUCAAUGACCUGAUACAAUUGCCUCUUUAUCUAUAUAUAAUGACAAACAUACUGACAGAAUACAGAUACUAUAUCGAUGCGCUUUUCCAGUUUUGGUUUGGAUUACAUUGGUGUGGUUUUCAUCUGCAUCAGCUGGUGGCUCUGGAGGGGAUUUUGACUCUGAAAUAUCCGCUUUGGUCUGCUCGUAUUUUCUCACUGCCCUCUUACAUCUUAAUCUCCAUCCUUGUGCUUUUUUUUUCUAUAGUGAGUGCAUUAUUUCUUUUCAAGCAUUCACAAUCUACAAACAUGUCAUUAUUCAGUCUCAGCACAAGUGUUGUUCCUCUGAUCGUAUUGGCUGUAUCAUCUACAAUCAGCUGUAAAGCCUCUUCCACUCCUGUCAGAAAAAACAGUUCAGUGCUCACUGUUGCUAUUCUUACAUUUGUUUUGAUGUACUCACCUUUCAUGUUGAUCAUCUGGGUGGAUUUCUUUCAUUUAUAUCGAUAUGUCAACCUAUUUUGGUUCAUAAUAUCUUACUGUUUGAUGAAUUUGAGAGUGAUUUCAGAUCCUAUUCUGUGUGUUUUGGUCUGCAGAGAAAAUCUCAGAGAUGUUCAGACGCCACAAACACACACAGAACCCAACGCUGAUGACGUCAGUCUGAACUUGAGUUUCAUUAGUCCUCACGUCUGAAUCUGGCUUCAAAACAAAACAUAAAACGACCAUAAUUAAAAAGAAUUAUAAAAAUAAAAAAUAAUAUAUGAAUUAAAGAUUAAUUUAAAAUGUC
Messenger RNA from Carassius carassius (crucian carp), 1338 nucleotides. RefSeq lists its product as uncharacterized. The coding region runs from base 324 to 1244 and encodes 306 amino acids. The record is from RefSeq and is a predicted model, not a curated record. The transcript has 2 exons. NCBI's taxonomy places the organism in Eukaryota, Metazoa, Chordata, Actinopteri, Cypriniformes, Cyprinidae.